CAGAUUUGACCCUUUAUGGAGCUCGAAAUGAAGAAUUUGGUUUGGCUUCUCUUCCUUCCAGGUUUCCUUUGCAAUGAAAACCCAUUGAAGAUAAACCCUGAUUCCCUGGUUACCUGGAAAGGAUCCUGUGUGUUGAUUCCCUGCCAGAUUAGUACCUAUAAGGGAGCUGUUCUCGUUGACAUCUCCCUGCUUUGGUAUUUUCAGCCUUUUUACGAUGCAAACCUGUCAGACUACUCUGGUUGCUUACUGUACAACAGCUCUUCAACAUCAAGAAGCUACGGAACCCGAUCGCAAUCUGCUUCUGCAAGACGGUUUGAAUUUGUAGGGAAUUUAGAGAAGAAAAACUGCAGUUUGAAGAUCUCUCAAGUCCGGACGGAGGACAGUGGCAUCUACGGGGCAAGACUUUCUGCCUCAUAUUCCAUACCAGUUCAGCACAAUAAGUGGUUUCUCACUGCUACAGUUAAUGUUCCUGAGUCACCUCCAACUCCUAAGAUAGACAUCAACCCUAAAGAUGUCCAAGAAGGGUGGACCACAGUGACCUGCUCUGUACCGUAUCAUUGCCCUGAAGAACCUCUAAGACUGACUAUCAGCGGGUUAGAAGAAUCUCGUUUGUCUACGCAAAGAACCACUGUCAUUGGGUAUGGCUCAAGACUUCCAUCAAAAUCAAGAACCGCUAUAAAUAAUGGAAUGAUCCAAACAGUCGUGGGUUUUCAAGUGACUGGGAAGGACCAUGGGAAGUCUCUCGUCUGCUCCCUGAAAAGACAGAAUGGGACAGAAAUAUCCCAGAGGACCAUGAAACUGGAUGUGAAAUGUGAGUUCUGUCCUUUUUAUGAUAUAAGCCAGACAGAGUACUCUGGUGACUUACUAUACAACAGCUCUUCAACACCAAGAAACUACCAGACCCGAUCACAGACUGCUUCUGCAAGUCGGUUUGAGUUUGUAGGGAAUUUAGAGGAAAAAACCUGCAGUUUGAUGAUCUCUCGAGUCCGGACAGAGGACAGUGGUAUCUACGGGGCAAGACUUUUUGCCUCACAUUCCAGACCAGUUCAGCGCAAUAAGUGGUUUCUCAAUGCUACAGUUAAUGUUGCUGAGUCACCUCCAGUUCCUAAGAUAGACACCAGUCCGAAAAUUCUCCAAGAAGUCUGGACCACAGUUACCUGCUCUGUACCGUACCAUUGCCCUGAAGAACCUCUAAGACUGAUUAUCAGUGGGUUAGAAAACUCUCGUUUUUCUUCAAAACCCCCCACUAUAACUAAUGGAGUGAUCCAAACCGUCAUGCGUUUUCAAGUGACCUGGAAGGACCAUGGGAAGUCUCUGAUCUGCUCUCUGAAAAGAGAUCGGAAAGAAAUAUCCCAGAAUACCAUGCAGCUGGAUGUGAAAUAUGCUCCUAAAGAUGUUCAUGUGAGAGCUUCUCCUGGAACGAUCAUUCGAGAGGGAGAGACGCUGUCUCUGGAGUGUAUGAUUAAUAGCAGUAACCCAGAGGUUUCUGAGUACCUUUGGUAUCAGGAUGAUCAACCGAUGUAUGAACAGCCAAAACUCAAAAAAAUUGAAUUUGUAACCAAAGGAGAACGGCAUUCUGGUGCUUAUAGAUGUGUGGCUAAGAACAGUGUUGGGUCCCAGAAGUCAGAAGAACUCAGCAUAGAUGUCCAGUGUGAGUUGAUUCAUUGCGAUGGUGCAGUUGAUGGAACAUUGAAUGUGGGAAUAAUCAACAUAAUAGCAGGAGUCUCUCUUCAAGCUUGUGAUGCCAUCGUCUUCCAUUCUCGUUCUUUCAGAUAA
Molecule: messenger RNA, 1776 nt
Organism: Heteronotia binoei (common prickly gecko)
Lineage: Eukaryota; Metazoa; Chordata; Lepidosauria; Squamata; Gekkonidae
Product: B-cell receptor CD22-like
Exons: 6
Coding region: 16-1776 (586 amino acids)
Source: RefSeq, a predicted model, not a curated record